Paecilomyces variotii is the source of this 1167-nucleotide messenger RNA. Its product is annotated as putative NADH-ubiquinone dehydrogenase 24 kDa subunit. The record is from RefSeq and is a predicted model, not a curated record. The coding region runs from base 61 to 855 and encodes 264 amino acids. NCBI's taxonomy places the organism in Eukaryota, Fungi, Ascomycota, Eurotiomycetes, Eurotiales, Thermoascaceae. The transcript has 3 exons. Gene Ontology annotation, molecular function: NADH dehydrogenase activity.
CAUCGCGAGAGUCGAGACAGUGUGCCCGUCCAGUGCUCUCGCGCCUUCACAUCGCCAGUGAUGGCUUCAAAAUUGAUCCCCUCCUUCCCGCGGGUCGGCCGCCAACUCAUCCCCCAGAUUUCCAAGCGACAAUGCCGCCCCUUCUCGGUUGGAUCGCAGCUGCGGAGCGAGUCUCUGUUCGUGCACCGCAAUAGCCCGCAGAACAACCCCUCGAUCCCUUUCAAGUUCAACGCUCAGAACCUCGCCCUCAUCGAUGAGAUUCUCAAGCGCUACCCCCCGCAGUACAAGAAGGCGGCUGUCAUGCCCAUUCUUGACCUUGGCCAGCGUCAGCACGGCUACACCAGCAUCAGUGUCAUGAACGAAGUGGCGCGGAUUCUGGAGAUGCCACCCAUGCGUGUGUACGAGGUUGCGACUUUCUACACCAUGUACAACCGGGAGCCGGUUGGCAAGUUCUUCGUUCAGGUUUGCACAACGACUCCCUGCCAGCUUGGUGGCUGCGGCAGUGACAAGAUCGUCAAGGCCAUCACUGAACACCUCGGAAUCACUCCUGGUCACACCACUGAGGACGGCCUCUUCACCUUUAUCGAGGUUGAGUGCCUUGGAGCCUGUGUCAAUGCUCCCAUGGUCCAGAUCAACGACGAUUACUAUGAGGAUCUCACGCCCGAGUCCACCAAGUCUCUCCUGACUGCUCUGAAGGAGUCUGCACUUGCUGCUGACAGUGGAAAGGUGGUCAAGGUUCCUGCUCCCGGUCCUCUGAGCGGAAGACAGUCCUGCGAGAACAGCGCCGGUCUGACCAACCUGCAGACCGUGGAGUGGAACCCGGAGACGAUGAUGCGGAAGGACGGAGAAAUCUAAGCGUUUUUGAUUUUUCUUAUAUCUCAUCUGGUGUAUCGGAAGUUUUCGUGUCUCUGGAAUUUUAUAUGACCGGUAGCGGAGACAGGAAGACAUUGCCGAAUGUUUAUGUACAGUACAUCUAUGCUGCAUGUUCUCUUCGUCGGAUAGAUGGGACAUGGCCGAGAACGGCAUAGUGGAGGUCGUUAUUAUGGAAACCAUAAAUUCAAUACCAACUUUAAGACUUUUAGCUCUCAUUCUACUGUUGUUUAGCCGGUAGUCUCUCUUAACUAGAGUAUGGACAAUAUAGUUAAUAUACAGGCUUAUGAAAUCAUG